Messenger RNA from Bombina bombina (fire-bellied toad), 6172 nucleotides. RefSeq names its product post-GPI attachment to proteins factor 6. NCBI's taxonomy places the organism in Eukaryota, Metazoa, Chordata, Amphibia, Anura, Bombinatoridae. The transcript has 2 exons. Gene Ontology annotation, cellular component: plasma membrane. The record is from RefSeq and is a predicted model, not a curated record. Bases 150 to 2453 code for a protein of 767 amino acids.
ACGUGAGGACACUGAUAGCGGUGCGGCAACAUUUCUGCUUCUAGUCUACAUGAGUGGUGUGUGUAGCAAAUUGCACGGACUGAUUACAUCCCAGGUUAUUGGUGUGGUGGAGUCGAUGAGAACAGACAUGAUUCUGCUUUCUGUUUAACAUGGCAUUAUACAAGGAUUUCUUGCUCCUGGAACUCCUGAUCUUCAUUGGUCUAUUUUGUUACUUCUCACCAGUUGAGUGUUCUUCUAAUGAUGUGACCUACGUAUCAGAAUUCUACUCGCAGAGUGCACAGCCUCUUUCAUUCUAUAACUGGUAUGGAAAUGUUAGAUUAUUUCACUUUCAAGUGCCUAUGGAUACAGUUUUGCUUAGGUGGCUUUUGCAAGUAUCUCGUGGGAAAGCACCAGAAUGUGCAAAUGUUGAAAUUACAGUGUAUUUCCGUUAUGGAGCUCCUCCAGUGAUUAAUCCUCUUGACUAUAACUUUGCACCUAAUACUAGUGUUCACCCAUCUUUUAACAAGACAAUAAAGAUAACAAAUUCCUUACAAAAUAUCACACUUUUUAAUAUAACCAAUCCAACACCUGGAGACUGGUUUAUUGCUGCUCAUCUGCCAAAGGCAACUGAAAAAAUUGAAAUUCAGGGUUUCACCCGUUCAUGCACUUAUAUUUUACAACCGGACUUGUUUAUUCUCAGAGAGGUUGAGAUUCCAAUCUUGAAAAUGGACUCGCCCACUUUGCACACUAUAACAAAUAAUAAAAAUCAUGCAAAUUUCAAGGUUUUUAUCCCUGAAUAUACCUUUAAUUUGAAACUUCAGGUGCAGUGUACUAACAGCACGGAGCUAAUGUGUCCACUGCAGGUGACUGUGGGAUCUUUCAGCCUGCCCCAAUCUUUCCAACAGACGAUAAAUUGCAGCGAAAGGACAGAAUGUAAGUUGCAUUUAUUUUCCCCACCAUGGGAUAAAUGGUUGAGAGUGAUUGUGGAAUUUCCCAGUUGGAUAAACAUUACCAAAUCCUUUGAAGUAAUGUACACUCUUUCAGUCUGCAAACCAGGCACUGUUGGAUCAAGGUCAUUUUUUACUUUCCUUAAUAUGCAAAAUUCAACCACUAAUUAUACAGCAGUGAGAAACAGCAAACUAUUUGACACAAACCUAACUACUACACCAGGGACACAAACAAAUGGAAGCAAUGACUCAUGUUUGCGAAAAUAUCCUGUAAUUCGUGAGUACCUGGAUGUUUUUUCAAUCAGAUUUUUAUCCGUUAACGGACCAGCUGUGCUGGUUUCAGCAGGACUGCCGACAAUAAUGCUGUUUAAUCUCAAUUCCAAUAUGGAGAGUGGUGGAAUGUUGGUGGUGUCUUUGCAGUUGAAUAAGACAUCAUUGAACAAUGUUAAUGCCACAGUGAUUGCUUGUUUAAGUGCUGCUUCCCCUGUUCUUACACUGAAUACUACAAACAGUUGUUCAACAGCUUUUUUUCAGGGCUAUCCUUUAAUAAUGAAUAGCAGUGUAACGCACUCCACUCAAAAUAUUCCGUAUCCAGAAAUUGACAAUUGGUACCUAUCAUUGCAGCUUCUUUGCCCAGAAUAUGCUAGUGAUUGCCAAGCAAUAACUCCUAGAGUGACUGUGUCUACAUACCUGAGCCCUUGCCUUGAUGACUGUGGAACUUAUGGGGAGUGCAGGUUACUCCGGAGGAAUGGUUACCUAUAUGCUGCCUGUAGCUGCAAGUCUGGCUGGGCCGGUUGGAGUUGCACAGAUGCCAGGGAAGCAUAUUCUUUUGGCCAUCAGUUAAUGGCUACUUUACUACUAACUCUCAGCAACUUUAUGUUUCUGCCAACAAUUAUUGUUUCUGUUUACCGGUUUUAUUUUGUGGAAGCGGCUGUUUAUACUUUCACUAUGUUUUUCUCUACAUUCUAUCAUGCAUGUGACCAGCCCGGAGUGGCAGUAAUGUGCAUCAUGGAUUAUGAUACUUUGCAGUACUGUGAUUUCUUGGGCUCAGUUGUUUCCAUUUGGGUAACUAUACUCUGCAUGUCAAGACUAAGAAAAUAUCUUAAAUAUGUACUGUUUAUUUUGGGUACACUAUUUAUUGCAAUGUCCAUGCAGCUAGACCGAAGAGGACUUUGGAAUAUGAUGGGUCCUUGCCUUUUUGCACUUAUUAUUCUGGUUAUUGCGUGGACUUAUCGAGGAGUGAAGCGUCACAGCUGCUAUCCACCCAACUGGAAACGCUGGGUUUUCUUUCUAAUUCCAGGAAUUUCAUUAGCUGUAAUUGCUAUUUCUGUCUAUGUUUUUACAGAAACCAACCAAAAUUAUUUUUAUACCCACAGUCUUUGGCACAUUAUGGUUGCUGGUAGUGUUGCUUUUUUACUUCCUCCCCGUGAAAAAAAUAAGAAACCCUGGACUUGUACAAACAUUCUGAACUGUAAAUACAAAAUGUGUGAAGAGGAUCGUAAAGAAUUGUAUUCAGUUACACAAUAAUUCUAACUGGCCUGCAUUAUUUAGUUUUAAAAUGACAUUAUGCACACAUACAAUGACUGCUAAGCAGUGUUUUCCACAGAAAAUUUUGCCAGCUGGGUGGCAUUAUGAAGUAGCUGGGUGGGGGCAGUGUAAUAUUUUCUAAUAUUAUAUCAUUGUCUGCUAUCUGAAGCACAAAUGAAUUGCAUAAUUUAACAUAAAUGUAUUUCAUGAUAAUUUGUGCAAUAAAAAUUAUUUGUAAUAUUAGCACAUUUUAGCUUAAUUUUGGCUAAACAUUUAGCCCGGGUGGUCAGUAAAAUCGGCUGGGUGGUGCACCCACUAAAAAGAUCCUGGGGAAAACACUGCUACGUAACAAGUUAUGGGCACAGGCUUAUAGGGACACCUCUAACCGCUAUAUGGGUGGAGAGGACCAAGUCUGAAUAUACAAAGUGUGUUUGCGCAACAUGAAAACCUAAAAAAAAAAAGUGUACAUUGUUCCUUACAUUUUCAUGUGGCAGAAUACGAUGGUAAUGUAAGACCUUAGCUUAUUUAAGCAAAUUCUUGAUUUUCUUUGUGAAAAAAACUAGACGGCUUCUAUUAAAUAACAGCGUUACACCCAACCAAAAUGUUAUUUGUGUGUAAAAUUGUUACCCAAGUGUUUGGAAAGCCAUACUUUUUAUAAUUUACCUGAUUAUUCUUGCUGCAAAAGUGAGAUUCUUCUGAAAUGGAAUGACUGCAAUGAAUGCAUUUUAUAUGUAGCAUCUGCAAUGCUAAUGCUUGCUGUAGUAUGAGGAAGGCCUUGUCAACCUCCGUACUACAGACCUAACCAAAGAUUUAGGGUUUUUUCACACCUCACAGGAGCUCUAAAGUCUUUUGGACUAUUCCAAUUUGGAACAUCCCGUGAUUUUGUGAAUUACACAAGAUACAGUACUUUGUCAUACUUCCCAAAUUACUUACUCUUAUGGCCAUGUGCCGAAAUGGCCACUAACUGUAUUGCACAUGUUAUGAGUGCUUCAUUCUUUAAUUUGCUUUAGUGUGCCUAGUUAUUUAUUUGAUUAAAGGGACAGUCUAGGCCAAAAUAAACUUUCAUGAUUCAGAUAGGGCAUGUCAUUUUAAACAAUUUUCCAUUUUACUUUUAUCACCAAUUUUGCUUUGUUCUCUUGGUAUUCUUAGUUGAAAGCUUAACCUAGGAGGUUCAUAUGCUAAUUUCUUAGACCUUGAAGGCCACCUCCUUUUCAGAAUGCAUUUUAACAGUUUUUACCACUAGAGGGUGUUAGUUCAUGUAUUUCAUAUAGAUAACACUGCUCGUGCACGAGAAUUUAUGUGGGAGCAGGCACUGAUUGGCUAAACUGCAAGUCUGUCAAAAGAACUGAAAUAAAGGGGCAGUUUGCAGAGGCUUAGAUACAAGAUAAUUACAGAGGUUAAAAGUAUAUUAAUAAAAUUGUGUUGGUUAUGCAAAACUGGGGAAUGGGUAAUAAAGGGAUUAUCUAUCUUUUUAAAACAAUUAAAAAUCUGGUGUAGACUGUCCCUUUAACCCUCUGCAAAGGGUAUUGCUUAUUUAGGUUCACAACAAAUUCCAGCAUUUCAUUUAUACAGUAAAAUGUUCCAGCCAUUAUUUUAGGUUUAGAUUUGAUAAUGUUUGGUAGUGCUGUAUGUUUUUCUAUAUUUAAUGCUUUCUCUUUAGAAAUCUUUACCUUUUUGUGCCUUAAGUAAUAGAAUAUGUAGCAGCACGCCUUAAUCUUUAUUGCCUUGUUUGGUUCUUUCAAAUGUUUUUGGUCUAGUAAUCUUUGGCCAGAAUCUAGUUAUACUAUAUUAGUUACAUGAAUGUACGGCUGUUUUCUAGAGCCUCGCAAUCUCAGUGAACACUCUUGUCUGGUAUCUAUACUUUGCAGUUACAUUUUCUGACCUUAUGUAGGCAGAGGCCUGUUAAGGUUGGGUUUCCUGCUCCAUUGAAAACAAUUGGGUACAAAGCUUUACACACAGUUUUCUUUGAAGUGAUUUUGAUGUUGGACCCUGUAUGCAAAGUUUUGUAUCAAUACAUUGAUUUUAAAAUGUGCUUAUAGACUUUAUAAAUAAUUCCAGAAAUUAAGACAUUUCUUCAAGUUAUGCCAGGUUGGGUGUUGCAAUACUGAAAACAAAAAGAGAGAGGCCUCCACAUAUAAUAAAGUUCUGAAAACACGGAAGUGUCAGUGCUUUGUCAGAUAACUUUACUGGAAAAAAAAAACACAUUUCAAGAGCAUACAAGCCCAAUAUGAUUCACACAUUGACUUAAAAAGUCCCACACUAUUUCAGAAAUCAAGAAUUUGGAAGGGUCAGUCUUGUUUUAUUGUGUUUAAUACUUUUUAAAAAUAUGCAAAAUGUCUGGCACAUUAAAUUAUCCCCAUAAUUCUUUUAACAAGAUGACUGUAUGUUCAGAUGGGUUUUUUUUUUAUUUUUGGUUUUUACUAUUUCUUUAGUAGAUUGUGCUACUGUUUACUGUGACUGUAUAUUUGUUAAUUACGAUGUUUCAUCUAAGCUUUAAACAUGCCACUUCUUUAGAUGAUUUAUGUCAGGACUCGACAACCCAGGAGCUUGAGAGCCACUGGCUUCUAACUUUUUUUGGGUUAUUCUCCAUAUAUCUAUAUACAAAUACCACUGUCUGGGGCCUAAAAGUAUGUUUGAUUCCUAUAUAUUCUUACUGGCUCUUAUGUUUAACAGAUUUGCUGACCUCUGAUUUAUGGCUAAAGAAAAUAAAUAUGAGGUUGUGAAAGCCACUGCACUAAAACAUUUUUAGUAAUGAGCCAAUGUAUUCAUAAACAAUGUAUUACAAUCUACUAAUUGUGUUCCCUCUAGGCUUUGUUUAGCAAUAGUUUGUUUCUUGAUUAUAUUAUUUUUUAAUAUUGAAAUUUAAAGUGAAGGUAAACUUUGAUGAAUGAAAGCCCGUUUAUUAAAAACAGGGGCACUUUCAUUCAUCAAAGUUUACAAAGCAGCCGUUUUGAUUAAAACGUACCUUUUUUAUUUUUUUUUUAUUUUUUUUUAUUUUUUUUCACAACCAGAGCAGCUUCCCCCUCCUGGAAAUCCUCUCUUCACACUUUGGCAAUGGCCAAUCCGGCUUCUUCCAAUCCCUGCUUUCCCCCCAGGGUAGUCAUUGCCUGAGGCUGUGAUUGGAGGAAGCCGGUUGGUAGAGGGGACCCACCUCUACCACUCUGAAAAGAAAAUGUUGAUUUAUUUAGGAAAGAAACAAUAAAAUUUAAACAAAAAUGUAAUACAUUAUAAACUGCUCUAUUGAUUUAACAAGGAUAAAUUACUGCAAUGUCCCUUUAAUUGCAAUUUUCAAUGCUUCUUGAUUUGUCUUUUAUUUAUAGGAAGAAACAAAAUUAUAUAUUACACAGUGUGGGUAGUGACAGGAAAAUAAUUGUCUACCUUUUAGUUCAAACAAAGCCUUUGAUUGCGCUUGUAUAACUGCUGAGAAUGAUUUUACAGUAUGAUUAUAGCAUUUUAAGUGGCUUUUCUAAAUGGUAAUUUCAUAAUUAAUAAAUUAACUGUUGAAGACUAAAAACCUUAAAGAACAAAAAAAUAUAUCAAUUUGAUGGAUAAUAAAUCUGGAUGCACCCUUUCACUUUUUCCCGCUACAUUAGUAACAGUGAAAUUACACUAUAUUCCAAUUGGACUGUGGUUGUAGUGGUAUCUUUUUAUACAUUUCUUGCUCAAUUAUUUAAAUUAUCUAAGAUUUUAAAUUAAUAAAUAUUUUUUUCCAUGUUGUA